Molecule: messenger RNA, 414 nt
Organism: Gorilla gorilla gorilla (western lowland gorilla)
Lineage: Eukaryota; Metazoa; Chordata; Mammalia; Primates; Hominidae
Product: large ribosomal subunit protein eL30-like
Exons: 2
Coding region: 1-414 (137 amino acids)
Molecular function (GO): RNA binding
Source: RefSeq, a predicted model, not a curated record
AUGGAUGAUAGAAAUAGAGAUAUCACCUUUCUCACUCCCCAGCCAUCUUGGCAGCUGCUCUUGAUUGGGGCCAUCCCAACCAAGGAGAUGAAAAAUUCACUGGAGUCAAUUAAUUCUCGGCUCCAACUCAUGAAAAGUGGAAAGUACGUGCUGGGGUACAAGCAGACUCUAAAGAUGAUCAGACAAGGCACAGCAAAAAUGGUCAUCCUUGCUUACAACUGCCCAGCUUUGUGGAAAUCAGAAGUAGAGUACUAUGCAAUGUUGGCCAAAAUUGGUGUCCAUCACUACAGUGGCAAUAAUAUUGAACUGAGCACAGCAUGCGGAAAAUACUACAGAGUAUGCACACUGGCGCUCACUGAUCCAGGUGAUUCUGCUAUCAUUAGAAGCAUGCCAGAACAGACUGGUGGAAAGUAA